Molecule: messenger RNA, 3003 nt
Organism: Penicillium manginii
Lineage: Eukaryota; Fungi; Ascomycota; Eurotiomycetes; Eurotiales; Aspergillaceae
Exons: 7
Coding region: 1-3003 (1000 amino acids)
Biological process (GO): regulation of protein secretion; regulation of exocytosis; establishment of cell polarity
Cellular component (GO): plasma membrane; cytoplasm
Molecular function (GO): GTPase activator activity; syntaxin binding; myosin II binding
Source: RefSeq, a predicted model, not a curated record
AUGUCCUUGCAGGAGAUGGCGCAUUUCUUGAGAGGCAAGCAAGCUGGUAUCCAGCAUGACUUGUCGGAAGGUCUGGUUGCAGACUUCUUCCAGAUUGACGAGUUUGAACGAUGUGGUGUGAAUUCGAAGAUAAGCGUCAUCGCGUAUGACCCAGUUCAAUCCCUCCUUGCUGUCGGCACCAACGAUACUCCAUACGGCAGUGGUCAGAUCUAUGUCUUUGGACAGCGCCGAGUGCUGGCCACCUUUCAAUUCCCGCGGAAAUCCUCGGCCAAGUUCCUCCAGUUCUGUGCCGACAAGCUCAUCAGUGUCGAUUCCAAAAACGAAAUCAGCAUCUACUCCCUCGAAACCAAACAGCUGGUGACCUCCUACGCACCCCCGGGCCAGGCCACAGCACUUGCGACAGACCCAAGCCUUGACUACGCAUUCAUCGGCCUCUCGAACGGCGAGGUUGUCGCAUACGAUCUCGAUCGAGAAUCCUUGACCGCAUACAAAAUUCCAAAUCUAUGGCUGCAAGUAAACUCCCGAGCCCGACUUUCUCCAGUCGUGUCGCUCUCGUUCUCUACGCGUGAUAUUGGAAAAAUCCUCAUCGGAUACUCAGAAGGAGCAGUGACAUUCUCAUUCAAACAAAAUGUCGCGCAGAAGUACUUCAUUUACGAGGUGCCUUCUGGUGCCCCAGGUGGAGACCCGGAAGCGCCUGCCAGCGGAGUACGCAAGCCCAGGAUGACCGAAGCCGUCUGGCAUCCAAAUGGACACUUUGUUUUGACUGUUCAUGAGGACACUAGCUUGGUUCUUUGGGAUUCAAAGGAUGGCCGCAAGCUCCAUGCUCGUACGCUCCAAGCCACGAAUGUGGACCAACCGGGUGGCUCGAGGCCUGCUGGACCAGAUGGUCAGACCACGGGCCCUAAAGAACCUAUUGUGAAGGUAGCAUGGUGCGCGAAGGAUAACCCCGACGAUACUGGUCUGCUUGUUGCUGGUGGCCGGCAUGUUGGCGAACCAAACAAAGGCCUCACUUUCCUGGACAUGGGCCCGACUCCGAACUAUCAGACAUCUUCCUGGCAGGUACUUUCCAGUUAUUUUGAGAGAACACGCCGAGACAUAUUGCUACCAAUUCCUCCGGGUGCACAGGUCAUCAACUUUUGUGCCAUUCCCCGCUCUUCUCCCUAUUUCGCGGGUGUACACGAUCCGAUUGCGUUGCUCACUGUACUUUCUUCGGGAGAGUUGGUUACGAUGAGCUUCCCCAGCGGACAUGCCAUUACGCCAACCAACAUGCUACACCCAUUCCUGUCUUUCGUUCACCCAUUCGUGAAUAAAGCCACUCUUACGCCAGUCGAUCGUACUGCCUGGCUCGGACUGAGGGAGCGCAGAAUGCAAGGGCCUAAGUUUGUACUUGGAGGCGCAGAAGCCAAGAACCCCCUCAAGCGCUUCGAAAAACGAAACGUCAUUACCACUGCGCACGCAGAUGGGACGGUUCGUCUCUGGGAUGCUGGCCACGAUGAUGAGAUUGAGAAUGGCGAUGCUGUUCAGGUCGAUUUGGCUAGAGCUGUUGGCCGAGUCCGAAACAUCGAAGUUGCUGAAAUAUCACUGUCAGGUGGGGGCAAUGAACUCUCUCUUGGCCUUCGAACCGGAGAACUAGUCGUUUUUAGAUGGGGCAACAACCCUUCUCAGGGCCACGAGGAAGCCGUCGGUACAAACCAAGCCGGGAAACUGACUUCGAUCGGCCACCGAACCGAUCCAGGCCUGAAAACAGGACUGAUUCCCCUGACCUUACUAGAUAUGCAACAAGGACCGGUGACGGCUUUGAAGCAUAGCCAAGUAGGUUUUGUGGCUGCAGGGUUUGAAGGUGGCAGUCUUGCAAUAAUCGACCUACGCGGCCCUGCAAUUAUUCAUACUGCACACUUUUCUGAAUUUUCAAAGACGCCCAAACGCAGUAGCUUUGUACGAAAGAAGAGUGGGACUGAGGAUGCUCCGCCAGAAUGGCCUACGUGCAUUGAAUUUGGUGUGAUGACCUUGGAGGGUGAGGAUUACUCGAGCAUUUGCUGCUUUGUUGGCACAAAUCGAGGAAAUGUGGCAACCUUCAAGAUUCUACCAACCUCAAAUGGUGCUUACACGGCUGCGUUUGCGGGUGUCUCUAACAUGGAGGAUAAGAUCACUAAUCUGAUCCCAAUUGACGCCGACUCUGGUGAAAGUGCUCUCGCUACGCCAAACUCAGUCGGUGGGUUGAGAAAUGGUACUAAGAUAAAUGGUGUUCUCAUUGCAGUUUCGCCUUCUAGUUGCCGGAUCUUCAAGCCUGCGACAUCCAAGGGUGCACACAAGACAUGGGACGACUAUUUUGUUGACUCCUCGGCGGUUGUGAAGACUGAGGGUCGUGGAUACAGCCUCGUCUGUCUUUGCGGCGAUGGAAAUGCCCGCGCGUUCUCUAUUCCUGCUCUGAAAGAAAUUGGCUGCAGCAAAAUUAACCACAUUGCUGAUAUGAGGCGACUAUCUGAGGCACAUAUCACGUCCACUGGGAGUGUAAUGACAUGGGCUGGCCCAUCUGAACUUGGAUUGUUCUACGUCUGGGGAGCUGGCCACAAAAUGAACCCUUCCCAGGACCGACUGUUUGACACCGCGAAGGUUACACCUCCUCGACCCACGAUUACAAACAUGCAAUGGAUCUCGGGAACUCAAUAUAUCUCCCCGCAAGAUAUGGACAUUUUGAUUGGCGGACCUGACCGCCCACCCUCGAAGCGGAUGGCCGAACAAAUGAGACUAGACGAGCAAGAGCGCCGACAAGCACUCCGAGAAGGCCGUGCGCCACCUCCAGGACCGAGCGACCAGGAUGGCUACUGGUCAUCCAUGACGCGUGGUAUCCAGGAGCGCACCGAACGGCUCGGGAUCGCGGGUGACACCAUGGAGCGAUUAGAGGAAAAUAGCAGUAGCUUCGCUAGCGAUGUAGGCAAAUACGUACAGAAUCAGAAGAGGAAAGCUGUUUUUGGUGCGCUGGGAUCCAAGUUCGGAUUCUAA